AUGCCUCCAGCAGAUAUUGCCAUUGUGGGCAUUGCAUGCCGCUUUGCUGGUGAUGCGAAGUCUCCCGAGGCUUUUCAUGAGAUGCUUGUCAGAGGCAAAGACGCCUGGACAGAGACUCCGUCUUCACGAUACAAUGUCAAGGCAUUCCAUCAUCGCUCUCGGGAGAGAAGUGGAAGUAUGGUCUGUCGUGGCGGCUACUAUCUAGAACAAAAUCUCUCCAAGUGGGAUGCUCCCUUCUUCGCCUGUUCUGCCUCAGAAGCUCGUGCUUUUGAUCCUCAGCAACGCUUACUUCUCGAGGUUGCAUACGAGAGUCUCGAAAAUGCAGGAAUACCGAUCGAUGCCAUUGCAAACACAGAUGCCGCCUGUUUCGUGGGUGGCUUCACCAACGAUUAUAAGAAAAUUGUCUCCCGGGAUCUUCACAUAAUGCCACAGUAUGCAAUGACGGGAUGCUCUUCAUCAAUGCUAUCUAAUCGCGUUAGUUGGUUCUUUAAUCUCCGCGGACCAUCCGUCACUACCGACACGGCCUGCUCAAGUUCGAUAACGGCAUUACAUCUGGCAUGCGAGACGAUCCGAUCAGAUUCAAACAAGACACGUUCAGCGCUAGUGGGUGGAACAAAUCUCAUUCUAGAUCCAGAUGAUCCUUGUGCACUCAACGCCCUUGGCUUUUUAAGUCCUGACAGUCGUUGCUUCGCAUUUGAUUCGCGGGCUAACGGCUAUGCACGGGGAGAGGGCAUAGCCAUGAUUGUUCUCAAACAUAUCGACGAUGCCAUUCGUGACGGAGACCGCAUUCGUGCUGUUAUUCGGGCAACAGGACUCAACUCAGACGGCAGGACCGCCGGAAUAUCUCUACCCAGCAGUAGCGCCCAACAACGAUUAAUACUCGACACAUAUGAACUAGCUGGGCUCGAUCCUGCUGACACGCAGUAUGUCGAGCUUCACGGUACCGGUACCAAGGCAGGCGAUCCGGCGGAAGUUGGUGCUGUUUCCAGAACAAUUGCUACAAAACGGAGCACUCCACUUUAUUGUGGCUCUGUUAAGACACAGAUUGGGCAUACAGAGGGAGCAGCUGGCAUUGCGGCUGUAAUAAAAUGUGUGCUUGCGAUGGAGAAUAGUGUCAUUCCUCCAAAUCUUAACCUCUCGAAGCCCAACCCUCGCCUGCGGCUUGGAACCUCAAACAUUGUCAUCCCAACAUCACAUGUAGAGUGGCCUGAAUGUGCAAUACGAAGGUGUUCAAUUAACAAUUUCGGUUUUGGGGGCACAAAUGGGCAUGUCAUUCUUGACGAUGCGCGCAACUAUCUAAAGCGCCAAAAAAAUGCGUUCUUGACUAACGGAAUAUCAAAUCCAGGGACUAUUCAAAAGACAGAAACUAUCACGAACGGAAAGUCUAUCCAUAGUCAGGCUCGUCUCUUCAUUCUCUCUGCGCCUGAGCAGGAUGCCAUAAUGCGACAGCGUGUGGCACACUCUGACUACGCGGAAGCACGCUGCACCUCUGAUACAUUGGCAUACCUUGCAAAUACUUUAAGCGGGCGUCGGUCGAUCUUUCAGUGGAGACAUGCAGUAGUUGCGAGCUCUGUUGAUGAACUCGUAGCUCACUGGAGGGAUGACAAACUCAAGCCAGUCAAGGCCAGCACUUCUCCUAACAUCACCUUUGUCUUCACCGGACAAGGUGCACAGUGGCACGCAAUGGGUCGGGAGCUGGUAGUUUUUGAUGUAUUUGCGAGAUCCAUUCGGGAGUCAGCCUCAUAUCUUAUGGCUGGUUUGGGCUGUCAAUGGGAUGCUUGGAGGGAGCUUAUGGAGCCGGAGUCGGAAACAAAGGUCAACCGGGCUGAGUACUCUCAACCGCUUUGUUUAGUCCUUCAGGUUGCACUUGUUGACCUCCUGGAACACUGGGGUGUUAAGCCUUCUGCUGUUGUAGGUCAUUCGUCGGGUGAGAUAGCCGCGGCGUAUGCCGCCCGAGCCUUAACUCGGGAGAGCUGCUUAAGAAUUGCAUACCACCGAGGCUUAGUCUCUGAGAUAUCCAAGCAGCGAAACCCCAAUGGCUCCAUGAUGGCCGUUGGCUUAUCCACAGAGAAUGUUCAACCAUAUUUGGCUCAAACAGGAGGGUCCAUCGUUGUAGCUUGUGUCAACAGUCCCGAUAAUGUUACGCUUGCAGGAGACAAAGCCGAUUUAGUACACCUACAACAGGCUUUUCAUCAGGAAAACGUAUUUUGCCGCCUUCUCCAAGUUGAAAAUGCCUACCACAGCCCACAAAUGCGUAGUGUCAGUGAGGAGUACCGAAGCAGUAUCAACGACAUAGCUCCUAUGAGCGACUCAUCGAUUGCUUUUUACUCUACCGUCUAUGGCCGUCAGAUCUCAACAAUGCAGCUUACAGCUGAAUACUGGGUUGAUAAUAUGUGCUCAAAGGUUGAACUUGUCUCUGCUCUCGACGACAUGAUAUACACAGAUCCCAAGGAAAGACAAAUGAAGAGCAAGGCCAAAUUACCAAGCCUAUUCGUCGAGGUCGGUCCUCAUGCGGCAUUAAGUGGCCCAAUUAAGCAGUUUAAAGUUGCUCGUCCGGGUCUAGAAAAUUUGACGUACCAUUCCCUCCUUUUGCGAAAACAAGACGCAACACUGACAGCCAUCAACACUGUUGGCUCUUUGUGGAUGAAGGGAGUUCCAGUCAAUCUCAACCGAGUGAACCAAAUAGAGGAGAUAUCUCAGUCAGCAACGCUCUUGGUCGACUUGCCUUCUUACAGCUGGAAUCACUCUACAUCAUACUGGCAUGAGACAAGACAGUCGAGGAAUCACCGCUGUCCUCUAUUUCCCAGACACGAUCUCAUCGGCUCACUAAUAGAAACUUACAACCCCCUGGAACCGGUGUGGAAGAACCACUUGCGCGUGUCGGAAUUGCCCUGGCUCCAGGACCAUCGAAUUCACGGUGACGUUGUGUUCCCGGCAGCCGGAAUGAUUUGUGCUGUAGUUGAAGCCUCGCGUCAAUUUGUAGUGCUUGAGAACUCCAGUCGUGACGUUUCGGGCUUCGAGCUGCGUGAACUUUCCAUCUCGCAGCCUCUUUUGAUUCCAAAUAAUGAUAUGGGAGCUGAAACAUAUUUGCAUUUGAAACCAAAAAAACUUGGUAUGGGUAGUGGAGUAGGACCUUGGCUUGAAUUUUCCUUUUACUCUUGUCAGGAGAAUGAUGUGUUUGUGGAACACGCUUCUGGUCUUGUGCAAAUCCAGCACUUAAAGAAAACAGCCGAGGUAGAUGGAGGCAAGGAGCUGGAGGAAGAAACCAAGGCGUAUCAGGAGCGAUGGAGAUCUACAUCAGAGACAUGUAAGCAGAAGAUAACUAACAGGAGCCACUACGAAUUCUGCGAAAGCCAAGGCCUCUCUUUCGGUAAAACAUUCCAAGGUCUGUCGAAAGUUCGUCAAAAUGGACUCACUGUAGCCUUUGAGACAAAAAUCCCAGACUCGCGCGCUUGUAUGCCGGGAUUCUGUGAAAGCAGUUAUCUCAUUCAUCCCGCAACUCUUGAUGCGGUGCUACAGGUAAUGAUGAUUGCCAUUCCCAGAAUGGAUGGCAUUCAGAAACAAGUCUGGGUUCCAACCAGUGCCGAUUCGAUUCAAAUUUCAAGCUGCAUCUCUCGAGACUAUGGGAGUUUUCUGCACGGAGUAUGUGAGUCUUCCCAUAGCGCAGUCCGAGAAAUGACGGGCUCCUUUUUGGUUGGAGACGGGAUAUUUGAUACUUUUCCUGGGCUCAUAAUGGACGGCUUCAAAUUUAAGGGGCUUGGACCCACACAAAACUCAUCCGAACUACCAGUUGAAACCAGUGCAAAGCUAUAUUCAUCAACUACUUGGAAGCCAGACUUGGAUCUUCUCGACGGGCCAGAUUUACGGAGGUUGGCAUGCAGCCAAUCUCAAAGUCGCAGCAUGACCAAAUUCUGCUCCAUGGCGUAUGAUAUUGUUAAUGAAAUGUGCAGACAGGCUGUUACCAAAUUAGACCUAAACUCGAACGCACUUCCACCUCAUCUGCAAAAGUACAUUGGUUGGAUGCGAAGGCGGUGUAAAGUCUCGGUGAAUGGUACUGGCACACCUUCGUUAUGUUUGGAAACCGUUUGUCACGACAUUUGUGAGGACGAGGAUUGCGAAAUAGAGAAUUUGAGAGACUUUAUCGAGAAAUAUCCUGUAGACGGAAAGCUAUUGCGCCAUGUUUUCCGCUCUCUAGGUGCUAUUUUCGCCCAAAAGACGAUACCUAUCGCAGCUCUAAUGGCAGAAGAGAACUUUGCAAAGUUUUACAAGGAGGCCUAUGGAUUAAGUACGAACAUUCAAAUUUUGCGAAGGUGGUUUGAUCUCAAGGCACACAAGAAACCAAGCCUGCGAAUUAUCGAAAUAGGCGCUGGAACAGCGUCGACAUCUCUCCCCGUAUUACAACAACUGGCAGACGAUGAGUCGGGGACGCCCCGGUUUUCUAAGUAUACAUUCACCGACAUAUCUCCUGGGUGGUUUGAAAAUGCAAAAACUGUACUGCGCAGCUGGAAGUCUCGCGUUGAAUAUAAGGUUCUGGAUAUUGAGAAUGACCCCAUCGAGCAGGGAUUUGAUGUUGAGUCCUACGAUGUAGUACUCGCUGUUAACGUCCUCCAUGCUACUAAAUGCAUUGACAAAACUCUUGAAAAUUGCAGGCGUUUGUUGAAGCCUGGCGGCAAUCUUGUCCUUGGAGAGUAUACUAACCUAGAUGAUUUAACUCAUUUCAUUUUCGGCAUUCUGCCUGGUUGGUGGGCUGCUGAAGAUGGGCGACAAAGUACACCACUACUCCUGGAGUCCCAAUGGGACAAAGCUCUCAAAAAUGCUGGAUUUUCUGGCGCCGAUAUUACGCUCUCGGACAAUGAUGACUCAAUAGUUCACAGGAUGUCGACCCUGGUUAGCACUAAAUUGCAUGAACAGAAAUCAGCUCUGGCUAAGGACAUAAUAAUCGUUGUCCCCGUUGACUGUUCCUAUUUUACGAAGAGCCUUUCGUCUUGUAUUUGUCGUGAAUUUGAAGCCAUUGGUGCAAGAGCUGUAGUUAAGGAUAUUUCCACAGCGGUAAUUGAAGCGAGUGGGAAAACAAUUGUCUCCCUUCUCGACUACGAAAAUUCAUUCCUCGAAGAUAUUCAAGAGAGUCGUUUUGACCAAGUGAAGCAGCUUCUUCUCUACAGCAAAGAGAUGCUCUGGAUUACAAGAUCGGAUCCUGCUGAUGCCCCAGGCCACCCUACCAAACGCAUUGUAUCUGGUUUGUUGCGUUGCCUCAAAACCGAAGAUGCAUCACGACGACUCUACGAGCUACAUUUUUGCCAUGAACUUUCCAUUGAACUAAAUGUAACAAGCGCCGUUAUAACUCGCAGACUCUGCAGGAUCUGGGAUGAUUCAACGGACGAGCUUGAAGAGAUGGAGACUGAAGAACAAAAUGGAGUAUUCUGCAUCCCUCGCUAUAUGCCAGAUAAAGCCAUGAAUCAAAGUCUAGCUCGGGAGGCGGAGUUAGAUGUCUCACCGCAGAUCAAUGACCUGCUCCAGGCUGACCGGCCUCUAAAGUUGACUAUUGGGCAACCUGGUAUGCUAGAUACGCUUCAUUUUGUCGAUGAUGAUGACCCGUCUCAACGCUUGCUCGACGAAGAAGUUGAGAUCGACGUACAAGCGUGUGCCCUCAACUUUUUGGACAUCAUGAUUGCAAUGGGUCAAAUUCAACGCCCUGUCUUUGGUCACGAGGCUUCUGGCAUAAUCCGCCGUGUUGGGUCCAGGGUGACCAAGUUCUCUCCCGGCGAUAGAGUUAUCUAUAUUGGACAAGGAGCUAUGCGGACUUGUAUCCGAUCUCAUGAAUCGGCUGUCCACGCAUUACCUACUUCAGUGUCUCUCGAGAAUGGAGUUUCUAUUCCCAUUGCCUACACAACUGCGUACCGAUCUCUAGUAGAAGUCGCAAGGCUACAGAAAGGAGAAUCCGUACUUAUCCACGCUGCAGCUGGUGGGUUGGGUCAAGCUCUCAUUCAAAUUGCGAGAAUGCUGGAAGCUGAUAUUUUUUGUACGGUGGGUACUGAGACGAAAAAGCAAGCUAUUAUCGCUCUUGGUAUUAUGCCAGAUCAUAUCUUCAGCUCCCGCGAUCUCUCCUUUGCUAAAGGCAUCAAGCGCGUCACAGGAGGUCGAGGAGUUGAUGUUGUCGUGAAUUCUCUAGCAGGCGAGGCCCUACGCCAGAGUUGGGGAUGUCUCGCACCGUACGGCAGAUUCAUCGAAGUCGGGAAAAAAGACAUCUUAGGAAAUAGUGGGCUUGAUAUGCAGCCUUUCCUAAAAAAUGCCGUGUUUGCUGGCGUUAAUCUUGAGGACAUGUUGGUCAAUGACCCGCGUCGCUGCUCAAACCUGGUAUCGAAAGUACUGAAGCUGUUUGAAGAUGGUGCUAUAAGCUUUAUCAAGCCUAUCGUGGUGCAAGAUUUUACGAAUUUGGAGUCUGUUUUCCGAGAAAUGCAGCGUGGAACUCAUAUUGGAAAACUUGUACUCCGAGUCACUCCCGAAUCACGAGUUCCAGUCAAACCGCGGAAGUCUGUUCCCUUGAAGCUAAACCCAGAUGCGCUUUUUAUGGCAGAGCACGGUGCUCGCCAUAUCGCAUUUAUAUCCCGUUCGGGGAGCGCACGAGAGGAGGCAAAGGACCUUCUGGCUAAGUUGGCAGCAGAUGGAGUUGAUGCAAAGUCAUACGCAGGUGAUGUUGCAGACAGAGGCCAGCUCAGAGAAAUUCUUCUCGAUAUUUCCCAAAAUAUGCCGCCAAUACGAGGUGUCAUUCAAGGUGCGAUGGUACUAUCCGACAGCCUUUUUCAUAAGAUGAGCCAUGAUCAAUGGAUCACUGCCACAAGACCUAAAAUACAGGGCAAGUAUAUUUUGAGCGAGAAUAAGCGCAUGAAUACUAACUUCAUUACAGGAAGCUGGAACCUUCACGAGCUACUUCCAGACAAUCUUGAUUUUUUCAUUGUUCUUUCAUCGCUGGCUGGUAUCAUCGGCUCCGUGUCGCAGGCGAACUACGCAGCUGGAAACACAUUUCAAGAUGCAUUGGUACAUUAUCGACAAUUCAAAGGCCUACCAGCACAAAGCAUUGAUCUUGGGGUCAUGCGUGGUCUCGGUUAUGUUGAAGAGCACAAUGACAUCGGGGCCCGGUUGAGUCCUUUUAGACUGGCGAGUGUGGAUGAGCAACAAUUUUUCCAUCUCCUCCGGUGCGCGUUGGCAAGUACAUCAGAUGGCCAAAACACGUUAUCGAAACAGCUACUCGUCGGGGCUGGAAGUGGAGGAAUCAUGCAGGAUGCACAAAAAACCACCCCAGAUGCUGACUUCUACUGGCUUCGAACACUAUCACAAUUUUCUUACCUUCGGCAAAUGGAUGUCAAAGAAACCGAUUCUUCCGAUACCGAAGACAAAGAUGACGAGAAUAGACUUAUUCAUCAGCUUAGGACGUGCAAGUCUAUGGAUGAGGCCAAUGAUAUAGCACAGGAUGUGUUGCUGGUGAGGAUUUCCAAGGUCAUCACAGUGCCUGUGGCCGACAUAAAUACGUCCAAGCCAGUAUAUACGUACGGCGUGGACAGUCUGGUAGCCGUGGAGCUGCGCAAUUGGCUGUCAAUGCAGGUCAAAAGUGACUUAAGUAUCUUUGACUUGACUAGCAGCGCCCCAAUAAGCGAAGUCAGUAAAAAGAUUGCAUGCAGGUCCCAGCUAGUUCCAACCGCGGUCAAAGCCCAGGACAGUGUCUAG
Molecule: messenger RNA, 7722 nt
Organism: Talaromyces proteolyticus
Lineage: Eukaryota; Fungi; Ascomycota; Eurotiomycetes; Eurotiales; Trichocomaceae
Exons: 11
Coding region: 1-7722 (2573 amino acids)
Biological process (GO): fatty acid biosynthetic process; secondary metabolite biosynthetic process
Molecular function (GO): oxidoreductase activity; 3-oxoacyl-[acyl-carrier-protein] synthase activity; phosphopantetheine binding
Source: RefSeq, a predicted model, not a curated record